AUGCUAUCACGACACGCGGCUGGUCGAAUACCAGCUCGGACCCGACUGGGACAGCGACUGCCCGGAUCGCUUCUCCCACUGCGCCCCUUCACCAACCGCAGCCGACUGCAAAUCUCAUCACCACUCGGCCGCCCUCAACUACCAUUCCUCUCACCACUUUCACCUUCGCGACCAAUUCUGCCGCUCUCCAUCCACCUCCGCCAACACUUUGCCCGCCUCAUUACGACGGGCCCGAGCAACUACAAGAAGCGCCUUAGCUACGGGAUUAAGGCAGGCCUUACAUUCUCCGCCGUCUUCGUUCUUUUAUCGGUUAUCCAGUUGGGCGUCUACCAAGAAGAUAUCGAGCACAAAUGGCCCACGCCACCUGAAUGGUCUCUGAAAUCGAGAUGGUCCUUGCGCUCCGCACAGGCCCUCCAACAUCCUGAAUACACGAACCGCAUCAUUACCGACUGGCCCAUGGUCGCCGGGUACCUGCGCGAACUGAUCGAAAGAUUGGAGAAUGUUAAUGGCGAAGGCGCGGGAUUAAGGGAGCAAGAAGAAGGUGGGAUUCUCGUUGAAGGAGUUGGUCGGACCGGCCUGGAUAUCUCUGCGAAAAGCGAGGCUUGGCGCAGAGGUUACUUCCAGGCUCUGAUGGGCUCUGCGAAGGCCGCGGAGAAUCUCGAGGGUUGGGUGACGGAUACCAAGGAGCGGAUUUCCGCGCCCCAGGAACAUGUUGUUGGACCCUCGAAUCCAAGACCGAAACCUAUGCCCCGUGGUGUGGAUAAGGUUAUGCGAGAGGAGAACUGCGAGCCGGCUUCUCCGCCGCCGGAGACGUUUUACAUGAAGAUUCUUACGACCGGGGGAUUUGAGACGAGGCAGAAGCUUGAGGCGGCGCUUGCUUAUGCUGAUUGGCUUGAUUAUAAGGGGCUUGGCCGGACUGCUGGUGAUAUGUACGCCUGGGCUUUGGAUAUUGCGGCCGGUGGCGUUGAGGGUGAUGCGAGUAGCCUCGUUGAUGUGAAGACGGGUCUUUUGAAGAAUGUCGACGCAGCACCGCCUUCUGAGAACCUGAUGCGCGUUUCGACGGCUCUUGCUGUUCACAAUGCGCGACAGGGUGAUCUCCCAACUGCACUGUCACUCUUCACGUCCGUCCUGAAGGCCUGGCGCAGUCUUCCCGUGAUACCUGAACCAAUUAGCCUGGAAUCGCCCAACCAAAAUGAUUCUGGGAACAUCUUCGCCAGCCUUUUCACGACUCUCAAAACUGUUCUCGUUCCCGUUAAAUACCCGCCUCCGCCACCUUCGGGAAAUACCCCCCCGACUAGAACAACCGGAUCGCUCUGCCACGAAGCAGGCCUUAUGACCUACAUCGGCGAAAUCAUCUACGCCUCCUCAUCUCGCGAACAAGGCCUGGCAUGGACCCGCGACGCAGUCGAAAUGGCCGAGUCAACCCUCUCACUCAUGGAGAACUCCUCUGACGCAGACUCGCGGACGAAGUGCGCGCAAUGCCUGAAGGUCGGACUGCAAAACUGGAAGACGAUGGUCUCGGCGCUGGUCGAGAAGACCGAGAAGGAGCAGCUGGAGUCUGUGGAGCAGGCGAAAAAGGCUUGGUAUGGCGGGGAUAAGAGUUUGAAGGGUAAGACCGAAGAGCUUAGGAGAUGGAAGGCUGAGCAGGAGAUUCUCAAUGAGAGGAUCAAGAGGCUUUUCCCGGCUCUUGAGUGGGAAGGUAGCUUGGAGGGCCUUUCUACGGGGAGCUCGCUGUAUGUUUGA
This is a messenger RNA of Penicillium argentinense, 1743 nucleotides long. RefSeq lists its product as uncharacterized. Bases 1 to 1743 code for a protein of 580 amino acids. The transcript has a single exon. Lineage: Eukaryota; Fungi; Ascomycota; Eurotiomycetes; Eurotiales; Aspergillaceae. The record is from RefSeq and is a predicted model, not a curated record.